This is a messenger RNA of Nylanderia fulva, 1479 nucleotides long. It is a transcript of the gene Cdk9, whose product is annotated as Cyclin-dependent kinase 9. Gene Ontology annotation, biological process: protein phosphorylation. Gene Ontology annotation, molecular function: RNA polymerase II CTD heptapeptide repeat kinase activity; ATP binding; cyclin-dependent protein serine/threonine kinase activity. Gene Ontology annotation, cellular component: nucleus. NCBI's taxonomy places the organism in Eukaryota, Metazoa, Arthropoda, Insecta, Hymenoptera, Formicidae. The record is from RefSeq and is a predicted model, not a curated record.
UAUGCAUUUUGUGUGCGAUGGCCUUUAGUGCCACAAUACAAAAAAGACUAACCAGUAGAAUAAUAAAGAACAGAGAACAGUGACGAGAUUCAGUAUUCAGUGAGUGUCCAUCAUAGAAAGAGGAAGAAGCGACAAAAUCGCAGCCAUGCACGCUACGUUCUGAUAUUAAAACGUUGUUUACUGAGGUGUAUUCAACGUAGCGAUAAUGAAUACGAAGGAAAAGGAGAAGUAUAUCGAAGAAUUUGAUUUUCCAUAUUGUGAUGAAUCUUCGAAGUAUGAAAAAGUCGCAAAAAUUGGCCAGGGCACCUUUGGAGAAGUGUUUAAGGCCAGAGACAAGAAAACGAAUAAGAAGUUUGUUGCGAUGAAAAAAGUACUAAUGGACAAUGAAAAAGAAGGAUUCCCUAUUACAGCAUUACGAGAGAUAAAAAUAUUACAAUUACUGAAACAUGAAAAUGUUGUCAAUCUUAUAGAGAUUUGUAGGACACGAGCAACCCAGUACAAUCGAUACCGUUCUACUUUUUAUCUAAUAUUCGAUUUCUGCGAACAUGACUUGGCUGGUUUGUUGUCAAAUGUAAAUGUGAAAUUUAGCUUAGGGGAAAUAAAAAAAGUCAUGCAACAGUUGUUAAAUGGUCUUUAUUAUAUACAUAGUAAUAAGAUUUUGCAUAGAGAUAUGAAAGCUGCUAAUGUUCUAAUAACAAAAAACGGUGUACUAAAAUUAGCUGACUUUGGCUUGGCACGAGCAUUUAGUACAAAAGGUUCGAAUCGUUACACAAACAGAGUGGUUACUCUUUGGUACCGACCACCAGAGCUUCUACUUGGUGAUAGAUGUUACGGACCUCCUGUGGAUUUAUGGGGAGCUGGUUGUAUCAUGGCGGAAAUGUGGACAAGGUCUCCUAUAAUGCAGGGUAACACUGAGCAGCAACAGCUUAUAUUGAUCUCACAAUUGUGUGGCUCGAUAACGACUGAGGUGUGGCCUGGAGUUGAGAACUUAGAUUUAUUUAACAAAAUGGAGCUUCCUAAAGGACAAAAAAGAAAGGUGAAGGAAAGAUUAAAGCCGUAUUUGAAGGACCCUUACGCCUGCGAUUUACUAGACAAACUCUUAAUUCUUGACCCUACCAAGAGAUGCGAUUCCGAUUCGGCGCUCAAUCACGAUUUCUUCUGGACUGAUCCGAUGCCAUGCGAUCUCAGUAAAAUGUUGGCGCAGCAUACUCAAAGCAUGUUCGAAUAUCUGGCACCACCGAGACGACCUGGCCACAUGCGUCAUCCGCACCAUCAAGUACCUGGGGGACCAACCAAGUCGAGUUCCAGCAUGGCCGAUAGUGGAUACCAAGAUCGCGUUUUUUAGUACAAUAAAUGUGAUUACAAUAUUUAUGUAAUAUAAACAUUUUAUAAUUUAUAUAUGCAUAUAUAUAAAUUUUUAUAUGAAAGAUUAUUUUGUAGUUACAAUUCCAUCUUGACUUUAUAUUUGUAUAUAAUUUU